This is a messenger RNA of Mya arenaria, 2487 nucleotides long. RefSeq lists its product as uncharacterized. Gene Ontology annotation, biological process: cell-cell adhesion. Gene Ontology annotation, molecular function: cell adhesion molecule binding. Bases 51 to 2393 code for a protein of 780 amino acids. Lineage: Eukaryota; Metazoa; Mollusca; Bivalvia; Myida; Myidae. The record is from RefSeq and is a predicted model, not a curated record. Gene Ontology annotation, cellular component: cell-cell junction. The transcript has 12 exons.
CUAGUUGAGUAUCUAAUUUAUAAAAGCUUAAAUCAGUGUUUUCUUGAUAAAUGGAGUCUUUGCAUGGAAAAGGCACAGACAAAUCGAAAAUUAAAGAUAAUGAUGUGCAGUUUCCACUUGUGAAUAUUGUCAGGAUUAAUGUCAGGAUGAAUGUGCAAUGCGUAAUAUUAUUUCUAAUCUUUUGCUUCAAAGCAGUUGUUUGCAAUAAGUGUGGCAGCCUCAAUUAUUCAGAGCCAGCUAUCAAAGGGAGAAAUGUUACAAUCAUCUACAAGCCAAUUGAUUUAUCGGCUACUGAAGAGCCUAUCUUUUACUACGAUGAUACAAAAGCAUGGACACCUGUUGCAUCACCAAUUAUGUACAAUUUAACGUUGGACGUCUUUACCACGGUGUUUGACACAACUGUUCCGAAUAAUGGAUAUUUAAAGGCAAAGUAUCGUCAAUGCACCAGUCCGUCCAUUCUGCUCGACUUAAAAGACCUUUCUGACGGAUGUGGAUAUAUUUAUCUUCGAACACCUAAUCCUGUUGUGGGCAAAAACAUUCAAAUAGGGUACUAUCCUGCACCGGCGGUGAUUCAAUUCCCUGGUUAUUAUUGUCGUGAGUGGUAUAACAAAUCAUCUCCAAUAGCCUUGAUACCGGGUCUUGUGACUGAGGAAGAAUUGCCCAAUAAAGAGUUCGUCCUGACCAUUCACAACUCUAAUCGAUGGACGACGGGACAUUACACUGUGAAAUGUACGAAAAGGACCUACGAUAUCCGUCAUACAGAACAUGUCUAUGUUAAGGUGACAGCUCCGCCCAGCCAGCCAAUUCUUCAGUCAAAGAAAAUCGUCCAGGAAUGUCCCGAAUGCCUUGUUGGCAUAAUUGGUGAAGAGCUCGACUACCUUGUCUUUUGCAAUACAACUGGGGCCACACGCCUAUCCAUAAAAAUCGGAGAUGAGGAAGGUAAAGCGACAAGAGAUGCAAAUUCGGGGGAUAUUUACAGAAUUUCCCGAACGAUACGCGAAGAAGAUCAUAUGAAGACCGUAACCUGUAGUGUUUCCAACGCAGCGGUUGAAAAACCGUUAACAACGUCGGCUAAACUCUACGUUGCAUUUAAACUAAAGAAACCAGAACUUAAUGUACCUAUCAUGCGAGAAGGAAGUCCAGCAAAUGUCACCUGCGUUUCGAGAACAGCGAGGCCCGCCACAAACUUAAGUCUCUGGUUCCUUGGAACGUAUCCAUUACCAGUAUACCAUGUAAAAACCUACGACACAUCAACAAGAACGUAUACAACAACGAUUACUCUUAACAAACCAGCCAGAAAAGAUUGGAAUAGAAAGUAUGUGGUUUGCAAAGCAUCUUCACCGCUUUUUGAAGAAAAGGAGACUCAAUGGAAGAAAAUAAAUUGCAUUUAUCCACCAUCGACGCUACAAAUGAAUAAACCAAGACAACCAGCCCGUUUGCAAGACAUUUAUAAUCUCGAAUUUAGUUGCUUCAUAGACAACUAUAAUGACUUUUGUUGGAUUUCAUGGACGAAAGAUGGCCAAUCUUUUGCAAACGGAAACAGGACAGACAGAAUACACAAUUCGUCUGUGAUGGUGUUCACGAAUGUCAGUAAAGAGAAUAACGGUCAAAACAUUACCUGCAGUGUCACUUGCUCCAACAUCGAAGUUGAGCUGUACAAGUCGCAUAUUGUACAAGUACCAUAUCAACCAAUCGUUCACUUGUCGGUUAAGGACGAACUAAUAAUAAACGCUCGUGGCACAUCCAAAGUAACUUGCACUGCAAAGAGUCUACCACUUUCGGAUAUUGUUUGGUCGGUUAACGGAGACACACAAAUCCAUGUUUGCAAUAAAUCCCAGGAAUGUGGGAUUCAUAUAAACCCAUUGAACAUAACUGAACAUAGAAACUACACAUGCACAGCAUAUUUCAAAUUCGGAACACAAGGCACAAGUGCGACUAGUUCAUUUCUUGCAGUUCGGAGAGGUGAAGAUUCGUCAUUGACCACCGACAGUAAAGGUAUAUCCAUAGAGUGGAUUGUCGUUGGACUGGUUGGUUUGUUAGCGGUUGUAAUUAUUUCAACAGCAAUUGUCUUGACAAGAAAAUUGUUUCUGAAAGAGAAUACUCACGGAAAUCUGAAUGAACAUCAGCUUGUCCAACAUGCAAACGUGCAGGAAAAUGAAAAAGAAGAGCUGAACGAAGACCCUACAUACGCCCAAGUUGACAAAACCAGAAAAACAAGACCAGAAAGAGAGGAGUGUAAAGCGAAGGGUUUAGAUAGCGAGCUAGUUUAUGCCGAUCUUGACAUCGAACAUUUGGAGAAAGCCAGAAAACUAACGUCGAGACAGAGGGAGACAACUCCAACAGUAUAUGAUGACGUUGACUUUACUAGAACAAAAAGCGGAUCAAACAAAUGAAUGUACGGAAAGAUAAACACCAACUGCGUUCUUCUGUAUUUGUUAAAGUAUCUGUAAAUAUCAUAAAUUAGUCUUAGAAAUGGCAUUUACCAAG